Molecule: messenger RNA, 2249 nt
Organism: Neohortaea acidophila
Lineage: Eukaryota; Fungi; Ascomycota; Dothideomycetes; Mycosphaerellales; Teratosphaeriaceae
Product: Alpha/Beta hydrolase protein
Exons: 1
Coding region: 298-1932 (544 amino acids)
Biological process (GO): proteolysis
Molecular function (GO): serine-type carboxypeptidase activity
Source: RefSeq, a predicted model, not a curated record
CUCUGAAGAUUGCAAGAUUCUCAUUCGCUUCCAUCACUUUUCUUUACAUCUGCAGGUAUUUCCAGAUGGGUGCCAUCACAAUCUACGAUUCCUUCUUGCGGGUCCAUGUCCAAUACAUCGUACUCGCUGCCCGAUGCUUAUGCACUUGUACAAAUUCUUUCUAAGCCUACGACGUUACACCGACUCAACUCGCGCAGAUGGAUCGAGCCCAGGUAGUAUUGUCGUGUGCGCUCUCAUUGCCUCAAUUUCUCAUUGCUCUUCCUCCUCUUCUUCACCCGUGUCAAACUCACAGCAAAGAUGCGUCUGGUCGGCAGCCUCCUCACCCUCGCCACGCUCUGGCUCUUGGUAGCCGGAGAGGGCAGCAGUGCAGCGGCGCGCCUGCAAAAGUUGAGACAACAGCGUGAGGAUCGGCUUCGUGAGCAUUUCAAACGCCAUCAAGUGCAAACGCCAUCCGCACCGGUCCUGGAGAAGCGUGCAUCACCGUUCCUGAACUCCAAAUCAGAGCAGUUCGAGGUGAAUGGCAGUGCGUUGCCCGACGUCGAUUUUGAUGUCGGAGAGAGCUACGCCGGCCUGCUACCCAUCUCCGACCAUCCCGACGAAACCCGCCAGCUGUACUUUUGGUUUUUCCCCUCCAUCAACCAGACGGUCUCGCAAAAUGAAAUCACCAUCUGGCUGCAAGGUGGGCCAGGCUCUGCAUCCACCGGCGGACUGCUCCUCGAAAAUGGCCCCCUCCUCUCCCAACCGGGCACGGUCAAGCCAUACCCCAACGCCUUUUCGUGGAAUAACCUCACCAACAUCGUGUGGGUGGACCAGCCUGUCGGCACGGGCUUCUCAGUGGGCACACCCAACGUGACCAACGACUACCAAGUCGCCGACCAGUUCAUGGGCUUCUUCAAGAACUUCAUCGACACCUUUGCCAUGCAAGGCUACAAAGUGUACCUGACCGGCGAGUCGUUUGCAGGCUACUACAUCCCGUACAUCGCGAACGGUUUCAUCGAAGCGAACGACACCGAGUACUUCAACUUCAAGGGCGCCGCCAUCAACGACCCGAUCAUCGGAAAUACAGUCAUUCAGUUCCAAAGCGUGGCAAUGCAGUAUGUCAAUACCUGGGCCAACGUGUUUGGCUUCACUCCCGCCGUCCUGGCAAGCCUCAACGCGCAGAAUGAAAAGUGCGGCUACGCGGACUAUGUCAACAAGUACCUCACCUUCCCACCCCCUCCAGCACCCUUCCCGGGGCCUUUUGGGAACAAGGCUUUCGGGGAGACGGGGCCGAACGACUGCAACAUCCAAGACGACAUUCUCAACGCAGUGUCCCUGCUGAACCCCUGCUUCAACGAAGACCACAUCUUCGACACCUGCCCAAUUCCAUACACCCUACUUGGUGCCGGCUUCCUGGCAGACUUCAACCCUUCGGGGCCAGCAGUGUGGUACAAUCGACCCGACGUCAAAGCCGCGCUGCACGCCCCCAACAUAACAUGGGAGUUUAUUACCAGCAACAAUAUCUACGUAGGCCCCAACACCACGUUCGAACUGCAAGACGGCGACGACUCGUUCCCGCCCGCUCAAAUUGGAAUCGUCAGUCGCAUGAUCGAAGCAACAAACAACAUCAUCGUCGGCGUAGGCGGACUGGACUUCCAGCUGCCAGCCAAUGGGACACUCCUCGUCUUCCAAAACAUGACGUGGAACGGCGGACAAGGCUUCUCAGCCUUCCCGAAUGAGACCCUCUUCGUCCCGAACUACCCGCAAGGCGUCGACGGCCAGCUGACCGGCGUGGGCGACAUGGGCACCUGGACUUCCGAGCGCGGCUUCACGUUCUACAUCAGCCAUUGGGCAGGCCAUGAAGACCCCUGGUACACUCCCGGCGUCGCCUAUCGCGUGGUGCAGACGAUGUUGGGUCGCAUACCCAAUCUCAGCGAUAAGGGAGACUUUUAGUCGGAUUUAUCGAGCCUACGAGCCAGUGUGCUUCUUAUCGAGGCGGGAGGGCGGAUCAAGACGCACUUCUCGGCGCCGGUGCAGCGGAGAGUGGAGACGACGACGUUACCAUCGUGUGAUUCGAGCGGUGGGAUCUGCGGAGAGUCGCUCACCUGGCUCGUAGAUAGAGGCUCGUGAGAUAUCUUGCCCAAUUCGAGUAAUGUAGUCCUAGCAGCACACUCGGCUAGCCUCACGUGAUAUGCAGCAGGUCUAACCGUGCCAAUUUCCCCGCACGAGGCCCCACUGUCCUGUGCUUGGGCGACAACCGGGCAUGCUUC